This is a messenger RNA of Fusarium pseudograminearum CS3096, 1752 nucleotides long. RefSeq lists its product as uncharacterized. The coding region runs from base 1 to 1752 and encodes 583 amino acids. Lineage: Eukaryota; Fungi; Ascomycota; Sordariomycetes; Hypocreales; Nectriaceae. The record is from RefSeq and is a predicted model, not a curated record. The transcript has a single exon.
AUGGACGGCCUCCGCGACGCCUUUGCCCAUAUCUCGGCUCGCGCCGUGAAGGACUGGCCAGCAGGAUCAAAAGGCAACACCAGCGAAACCAUCAUCUCCAACGUCCCCUUCAAUCUCACCACCCUCAAGUACUUCAACUACACAUACUACAGCAACGAGACCAUCUCCAAUGGCUCAAAAUGUUACCUGACUUUCGAUCCAUACACUCCGGCCUAUGUCUUCCCGAACGGCUCAUGGACCAACGCUACCAAGUGUUAUACCGCAAUCGAAAAUAUCAAGACCCGAGGCUUUGUAGGCAUUGGCUUUGCCGUUGCUUUUGGAAUCGCUCUUGUUCUUAAUCUGACUGUCCUGGCCAAGCAUGGAAAAAUAUACACUCCUCGCGAUUCCCGCUUUUACCCUGUCGGUCGUCGGUGGCAAUGGUACUGGGCACUCUUCACUUCUGCUGCUGCUCUCAUCAGUCUCUUUGUUGGUGUCGACAUAGAUCGUUACUACCUCCAGGAACUACCCAUUACCGUCAAUGUCUUCUUCUGGUAUCUUUUGUGUACAGGUACUGUCGCCCUGACAUGGGAGGCCGUUCGCCAUUGGGGUUCCUGGCAAGAAAGGAAAUUCGUCGAUCCUGAUCCUUUCAUUGUGAAAGACAAUGAUCGCCGUGCCAAGGUCGAGUUUUGGUUGCCCCUGUGGUUCUAUCUGUGGCUUUGGCUGAACUUCUUUAUGGUUGUUCCUCGCAGUUGGAAGUUCACUCAGCUUCAGCACUCGGAGGAGCAGACACUGGCAAAGGCAGUCCCAGGAGCGACAAAUACUCGGUUCAAGGCCGGUGCUUUCUGCCUUGUUGUCGCAUGGCUCACUAUCGUCUUCUCUCUUUAUCACUCGAUUAAGCACUACAAGCCUCGCCACCGCGGUGUCUUCAACCGCGCUGUUGGCUUCAUCCGAUAUGUGCCUUUCCGUUUCUGGCUCAUCCUGCCCUUGUCAGCAGCAACCAUCGCAUAUCAGGGCUUUAUUUCAUGGGAGUUCAAGUAUUCCAUCGUCAAGUACAAUGGAAACAUUCCUGUGAUCUAUUGUUGGGGCUUCCUACCAUCCCUUCUGAUCCUCUUUACCCAGUACUUCUAUGGCUUUUUUACCCCCAACGAAGAUAAGGAGCUCGUCCGACUAAGACGUGAGCGCGGCGAGAUGCUCGACCGUGAACUCGGACUUGUCAACAAGCCUGCCUGGUGGAAACGUGUCAGGGGCGACCAUCUGCUCACCUUUAAGGACAAGCUCACCCGCAACGUCCACGAGAUUGGGGGUGGUCACGCCACUGGCCGACGUAUCGAGGGUGAUGCAGAGCGAGACCUACGUGAAGAAGCCUUGGCUGCUGCCAGGAAUGAUGAAGGCUUUGAGAUGGGCCACAUGCAUCGCCCUCUUGACGCUGCCAACAAUCCUCGAGUGGACCGUGCUGGUGCUGCUUCCAUCUCCUCCAACGCAUCACGGUUGUCAUAUGUCCAACCCUACACCGGUAAGAACGAUCGUCGUCGACUUGAGCGUAACGUGCAAGCCGCCGCCGGUAUUCUCUUCCCUAAUAACCUCGCUGAGGAGCGUGCCCGUCGUGAAGCUCAACUCGGCCUUGAUGGCCCCGCGCCCCCUCCCUACACAGAUGGCCAGGGUCGAGGUCGGGCUCCCGGGCGACCCGGAUCUACUGGUCGCAGCAACAGCACUGAGACUACCAACUCUAUUACAGCUCCUCCACAGCAAAUUAAAAGCAUGCUGGACGUCUAA